This is a messenger RNA of Entelurus aequoreus (snake pipefish), 2840 nucleotides long. Its product is annotated as 5'-3' exoribonuclease 1-like. The transcript is spliced from 2 exons. The record is from RefSeq and is a predicted model, not a curated record. NCBI's taxonomy places the organism in Eukaryota, Metazoa, Chordata, Actinopteri, Syngnathiformes, Syngnathidae. The annotation marks the transcript as partial.
UUUGUGGGCUCGCACCAUGUUACACCUGUGGGCUCGCACCAUGUUGCACCUGUGGGCUCGCACCAUGUUGCACCUGUGGGCUCGCACAAGCAGUUCAUCCCCUUGCAGGUGACCAAGAAGCGGGUGUUGGCCAAUAAGAAGGGUCAGGAGUUCUACAGCGCCGCCCAAUCAGCGGCCAGGAGAGGCCAGGACACGCCCCCUGGCCAAUCACACGCUCAGAAGCCCAGAGAAGACCAGUCGUCUCCUCGCGCAGAGGCUGUUGCCACGACAACGGCAGACCCGCACACUCCCCCCCGGCCAAAUAAACCCUCAACUGGCCACACCCCCGGCUCCGCCUCCAAAAGGAAACACAGGAAACUGGCUGUCAACUUUGAGUCGGGUAAAGUGUCGGAGCAGUGAUGUCAUAUCUUCAUGUAACAUGCUAACUCUAGCAACAUGCUAACUUGAAAAAUAUACACAUUUUAGCACCAUGCCAACUAUAUCAACAUGCUAACUCUAGCAACAUGCUAACUUGAAAAAUAUACACAUUUUAGCACCAUGCCAACUAUAUCAACAUGCUAACUUUAGCAACAUGCUAACUUGAAAAAUAUACACAUUUUAGCAACAUGCCAACUAUAUCAACAUGCUAACUCUAGCAACAUGCCAACUAUAUCAACAUGCUAACUCUAGCAAUAUGCUAACUCUGGCAACAUGUCAACUUUUGCAACAUGCUAACUUGAAAAAUAUACACAUUUUAGCAACAUGCCAACUAUAUCAACAUGCUAACUCUAGCAACAUGCUAACUCUGGCAACAUGUUAACUUUUGCAACAUGCUAACUUGAAAAAUAUACACAUUUUAGCAGCACGCUAAUUUAAGCAAUGUACCUACUUUAGCACCAUGCCAACUAUAUCAACAUGCUAAGUUUAGCAAGAUACCACCUUUUGCUACUUUUACGAAAUGUUAACGUAGGCAACAUGUUUACUUUAACAUGCUCAUUUUAGCAACAUGUUAACUUUAACACGCUAGCUUUAGCAACAUGUUAACAGAAGCAACAUGUUAACUUUAGCAAGAAGUUAACUUUAACAUCAUGCUAGCUGUAGCAACAUGUUCACUUUACCAACAUGCUAAUUUUAACAUGUUUACUUUAGCGUCACGCUGACUUAAACAACAUGCCAAAUUUUGCAACAUGCUAACUUUGGUCAAAUGUUUACUUGUUAUGGUAACUUUAAGAACAUGUUAACUCUGGCAACAUGCUUACAUUGUAGCAUCAUGCUAACUUUAGCAUACAUGACAACUUUAGCAACAUGUUAACUGGAGCAACAUACUUACUUAAGCAACAUGCUAACUUUAAUGUUUACUUGUUAUCGUCACUGUAACUUUGACAAAAUGCUAACUCUAACAACAUGCUUACAUUGUAGCAUCAUGCUAACUUUAGCAUACAUGACAACUUUAGCAACAUGUUAACUGGAGCAACAUGCUUACUUAAGCAACAUGCUAACUUUAAUGUUUACUUGUUAUCGUCACUGUAACUUUGACAAAAUGCUAACUCUAACAACAUGCUUACAUUGUAGCAUCAUGCUAACUUUAGCAUACAUGACAACUUUAGCAACAUGUUAACUGGAGCAACAUGCUAACUUUGAUAACAUGUUUACUUGUUAUCGUCACUGUAACUUUGACAAAAUGCUAACUCUAACAACAUGCUUACAUUGUAGCUUAAUGCUAACUUUGACAUGCAUGUUAACUUUAGCAACAUGCUAACUGAAGCAACAUGUUUAAUUUUGCAAAAUGUUUACUUUAGCAAGACGCUAACUUUAGCAACAUGCUAACUUUGGCAUCACGUUAAUUUUGGCGACAUGUUUACGUUUUAGCAUCAUGCUAACUUUAGCAACAUGCUAACUUUGACAUCACAUUAAUCUUGGCGACAUGUUUACGUUUUAGCAUCGUGCUAACUUUAGCAACAUGCUAACUUUGGCAUCACAUUAAUUUUGGCGACAUGUUUACGUUUUAGCAUCAUGCUAACUUUAGCAUACAUGACAACUUUAGCAACAUGUUAACUGGAGCAACAUGCUAACUUUGAUGACAUGUUUACUUGUUAUCAUCACUGUAACUUUGACAAAAUGCUAACUUUUAACAACAUGCUUACAUUGUAGCUUAAGUUUGACAUGCAUGUUAACUUUAGCAACAUGCUAACUGAAGCAACAUGUUUAAUUUUGCAAAAUGUUUACUUAAGCAAGACGCUAACUUUAGCAACAUGCUAACUUUGGCAUCACGUUAAUCUUGGCGACAUGUUUACGUUUUAGCAUCAUGCUAACUUUAGCAACAUGCUAACUUUGGCAUCACAUUAAUCUCGGCGACAUGUUUACGUUUUAGCAUCAUGCUGACUUUAGCAACAUGCUAACUUUGGCAUCACAUUGAUUUUGGCGACAUGUUUACAUUUUAACAUCAUGCUAACUUUAGCAACAUGCUAACUUUGGCAUCACAUUAAUUUUGGUGACAUGUUUACGUUUUAGCAUCAUGCUAACUUUAGCAACAUGCUAACUUUAGCAGCCAAAACUGUAAGAUUUGCUGUGUUUUGAUUUAAAAGUGAUGUCAUCUUUUCCUCGCCUUUGAAGGGCAAACUACAAAUAGAAGUCAGAGAGUAGCUCCGCCCCCUUUGGUUUUCUUCAGAGGACUAAGUUUGGAUGUAAAACUACUUCUUUGAAGACUAAUUUGGUUAAAACACUUUUUAAAUCUGCAUGAUCAGAGACUAUUUUCUUGUUUUCAUUCUGUACUUUUUUACAUUUGCUUGUCUGUGGGAGUCAAUAUUUACUCCUGACUUAGUACAGUCCAUCUUCAAGAUAGUCAAUAUUUACUCCUGACU